AUGUGGUCAGGCCGUUUCAAAGGCCUUGACACUGGAUGCGGAGACUAUGAGAUCCCACCUCAAAUAUGGGACCAAAUAGCUGAAUCUUGGGGGUUCUGGUACAUGUACAUGGCUCCAAUCCUACUGAAGGGCCAUUUCCAGAAAGAGAAGUAUUACACACACAUGUGUAAAUUAUCCGACCUUAUGAAGUUGAUGGUGCAGUUCGAGAUUAGUAAAAAAGAGGUUGAUCUGCUGGAAGUGGGACUUAUUGAGUGGGUAGAGCAUUAUGAAAAACUGAUGGUACAUAGGUACUACUACCAAUAUGAAGAGAACCAAUUACCUGUCUGUACACUCCCCAUCCAUGGUCUGUUGCAUAUUGCAGCAGGCAUUUGUUUCUGCGGCCCUGUCUGGACAAGUUGGACAUUCUAUAUGGAGUGGUACUGUGGCUACCUACAAGCUGGUUUACGCUCACACCGUUUCCCUUGGAGUAACCUCAAUAAACAAGUUCUGCAUGCAGUGUAUCUAACUCAACUGAAGCUAAAGUAUAACCUAGAUGAUGAACUGAAGGAUUUCCACUCUAGUCAGCACAACUAUAGUGUACUGAAGCAAAAUGAGAAAAUAUAUCCAGAUUAUCCAGACCAUGUCAUGUGUAGCCCUUACCGUAUAAAACAUAAGCCCAACAGUGAUACUAGACACAGGAUCAGCAUAUACAUCUGCACACUCAUUGGUGGUCAAAUUGAUCAGAUAUUGCCUCGCUUACCUGAAGUAAUGCCCCUUUGGGGAAAACUACACAUUGCUGCUGGUGGUGAUGUUGUUCGAAGUGCUUUUGCAAUGAAAAAGAGCAACACAUUAUCACAAUGUGAUAAUUCUUUUGUGCGGUAUGAGAUCUCUUACACUGUACAAGAACACAGGAAUACCACUGUCACUGCCACUCAUUAUGGCCAUCUCAAACAAAUACUUGUCUGCCAGCUUGGAAAUGAUGAUUUUUGGAAGGAUCUAUCUGGUCGUGGACUUCUAUUGGCAAUCAUCACACCAUGUAAAACUGAGGAUAAUGAUGCAUCUUUGGGAGUUGCUGUGUAUGGUGGAUUAGCAGCUGCCAUUGCCACGGACAUUUGUAACAUCAAAGCUGUUGUUGGACAAGUGAAGACAAGAGGAAGGUGGGGAAUUAUAGACCGAACAAGUGGUCUUGCUUCUGUCGCUUUCACACACCAGGACACAGAGGGAGUGGAAUCUGAGUUUUAUGACUCCGGACCAGGCUCAGAUGAUGACUUUAUGCAAUAGAUUGCCUCAAAACUCUUUGAUAAAAAUUCAGUGAUUGAUCAGAAUGAUUAAUUGAUUUUAGCACUUUGUACAUCAUUGACUUAUUGUAAUAUACAAUGAACAUCAGUG
This is a messenger RNA of Serpula lacrymans var. lacrymans S7.9, 1368 nucleotides long. RefSeq lists its product as uncharacterized. The transcript is spliced from 5 exons. NCBI's taxonomy places the organism in Eukaryota, Fungi, Basidiomycota, Agaricomycetes, Boletales, Serpulaceae. The record is from RefSeq and is a predicted model, not a curated record. Bases 1 to 1260 code for a protein of 419 amino acids.